This is a messenger RNA of Arachis stenosperma, 2602 nucleotides long. RefSeq names its product RNA-binding NOB1-like protein. Gene Ontology annotation, biological process: maturation of SSU-rRNA; ribosomal small subunit biogenesis. Gene Ontology annotation, cellular component: preribosome, small subunit precursor. The transcript has 6 exons. Lineage: Eukaryota; Viridiplantae; Streptophyta; Magnoliopsida; Fabales; Fabaceae. Gene Ontology annotation, molecular function: RNA endonuclease activity. The record is from RefSeq and is a predicted model, not a curated record. Bases 241 to 2073 code for a protein of 610 amino acids.
CACCCCUAAUUCUCAGCCUUCCUCUCACCGCCUCCGUCCGUCGCGCUCAAGAUCUUCCUCUGUUCGUGGUGCUCCAGCCUCUCUCCUCAUUCGCCAAUCGCCAGAUUCUUCAUCGUGCUCGCGAGUCGGCGUGCUCCAACCCCUCAUCUUGCUCAGUCGCGCUUUGCCAGCCGUCCCUCGUCGUUCUCGUCGUCGUCUUUUGAGUCGUCUGUCGUGCUUGUCCCUCGAAGGAGGAUCAACAUGGAGGAUCAACCUCCACCAGCAGCAGCAGCAGCAGCAGCAUCAUCAUCAUCAUGCUGGAGCAGCGUGCUGAAGAAUCAGGCAACUGCAAAGCCACCUCAGCAACAAUCCAUUCAAAAUGGUCGAGGCUUAGUCGAGAGCAGCAAAUCUGCCCACGGCGUUUCUGUGGCCGUUGUUGAUGCCAACGCCGUCAUUGAUGGCGGGGAGAAGCUUCACAGCCUUGCCGACAAGUUCGUGUCCGUCCCUGAAGUCAUGGAAGAAAUCCGUGACCCUGUUUCACGCCACAAACUUUCUUUCCUUCCCUUCACUAUCGAUACCAUGGAGCCCACUCCUGAAGCUAUCAACAAAGUUGUCAAGUUUGCUAGGGCUACUGGUGACCUGCAAACUCUUUCAGAUGUUGAUCUCAAACUCAUAGCUUUGACUUACACUUUGGAGGCUCAAAUCCAUGGGACACAAAAUCUCAGGGAAAGUCCACCUCCUGUUCAAACGGUGAAUGUUCCGAGGUUGCCUGAGAAGGACAUGCCAGGGUGGGGUUCUAAUGUGCCUAGUAUGGAGGAGUGGGAAGCAUUGGAGCAUCAAGCUGAGGACAAGUCGAAUUCCAAUUCAAGGAUCCUUCCUUUGAGGGAUUUAAACCUGAAUGUUGUUUCUCAAGAAGGUCAUUUAGAAGACGGUUCAGCGGAACAUAAAAGCAAAACUUCCUCAUAUAUUCAACAGCAUCUUGAGUUAGGAUCAAGUAAGCCUAAGAAAAAGGAGAUAAAUAUUGAAGGGAAGAUCAUGGUGGCUGCUGGAAUUGAUGCAUCCCAAGGACAAGUUGAUGGCGACGAGGGUGAUUGGAUGCCUGCUGUCAGCCGAAGUACUCAUAGGAGAUUUCUACGAAGGAAAGCUAGACGUGAGUUGUAUGACACAUCCAGUAAUCAAGAUCAGCAGCAAGAUUUGGAAGAAAAUGCCGAUGAUGUUACUGAAGAUGCUGGAGCUUCGUCUCAGCACAUUCAUCAAAAUAAUGACGAAAACCAUAUUGGAAGUGGUGUUUCUACGAAUGAUCAGAUAAUGGAAGAGAAUGAAAGUAAUGAAACGCUCCCUGCCCUUAUGAAGCAAAUGAUGCUAGAAGGUUCACCUGAAGUUCUUGAUCAUGAACAAAACCUAGGUUUCUCUAAACCUGGUGAGACAGAUACAUUCAACGGCGAAUCAAACCACUUGGAUCAUGCAAGCCAGACUAGUGAAGCUACUGAUUUGUCAUAUGCAGAUGAUGAUAGUAGUGAACAAAAUUGGAUGGUUCGACCAUUAUCUGAAUCAAGUGUAGCCUGUGUAACAGGUGACUUUGCAAUGCAAAAUGUUCUUCUCCAGAUGGGUUUGCGGUUGCUGGCGCCUGGAGGUUCACAGAUACACCAACUGCACAGAUGGAUACUCAUGUGUCAUGCCUGCUGCACUGUUACUGCUGAUAUUGGGAGGAUUUUCUGUCCAAAAUGUGGAAAUGGUGGUACCCUACGUAAGGUAGCUGUUACCGUUGGUGAAAAUGGUAUAGUGAUGGCAGCCCGUCGACCUCGAGUAACAAUACGUGGUACAAAGUUUUCACUGCCUCUACCCAAGUGCGGCAGGGAUGCAGUCACAAAGAACCUGAUUCUCCGCGAAGAUCAGCUUCCUCAACGGGUACUUUAUCCUAAAACAAAGAAGGCUAGCAAGAAGGAUGAUGACAUUUUCGCAUCAGGCAGUGUCUUCACCCACCACACAGAUAAGCGUGCUCCUUUCCAUCCUCCCAUAAGGAAAGCAUUAGCAGUUUUUAGUGGCAGGAGAAAUCCCAAUGACAAUCACUACUCCGGUUCUAGACACAAGUAGUGGAGAUGUCUAAAUUUUUCAUGGUCUCUCCACCACAAUUUUGUUUCACUUGUUUGUUUUGUGGAGUUAACAUGGAGAGUUUGUUUAGUUAUAAAACAAUGAUUAAGGACAACUAUUCUUACUAUAUUUAUCUAGUUUGUUUAGUUUUUUUCAUGUAUUACCCCUCUUCUCUGUUUGAGCACAACAACAGCAGCUUAUGAUCUGAACCAUUCUCGUCUAGGUGUAAGACAAAGGCAUCUGAAAAUAAUGAACGCCAAGUCGUUGUUACCAGUGCUCUAUCAAGUCGUUCCUUUGCAAAAUUGCCUCCAAAUUGACGAUUUGACCAAGUAAAUAUGUCUCCCUCAUAACCCAAAUCCACCAGCUCUCAUUUGUUGAUGAAGUCAUUAAAAUUUUGAAGCGUAGCUGCUGGUUUUGGUCUCCUGCCUUUUUUAAUUUCUCUUGAUGUGCUUUGAUCAUGUUAAAAUCUCCAAUCACAAUUGUUUGCUCCUCUUUAUUUUCCAACAACUGCAGUACUUUAUAGUAUUGUUUA